AUGGCACAUAAAAGUCCUCGAUAUUGUUUAUAUCGAGAAUUUGUUGAUGCUUUCAUGAAAGGUCACCCUGAAAUGACUCGAUGUACAUCACAUCAUAGUGCUCAAACUGAAUGGAAUGAAAUAAAAAAAGAUGAAGAAUUAGUUCGAAAAAAAAUAACUGAUUAUCUUGAUGUUUGGAAUAAAGCCGGUGCAACUACAACAACUAAUACUACUACUACUACUACUGCUGCUGCUGCUACAGCAAAAAAAUCUGGUCAAACAAAUGGUAAAAAAGGGCCAACAAAGAAAAGUACUCGUAAACGAACACAUUCAACUGAAGAUGAAGAUCCAAAUUAUGAUCCAAAUGUUGUUGAAUCUGAAACUCCAACAUUUACAAAACGUGCUAAUAAACAACCAACGGAAGAAAUGGAUGAUGAAACUUUAGCUAAAGAAAAACCAUGGAUUGCUCGUUCGAAUGCUAAAGCUGCUAAAAAGAAAGCUCAAGCUAAAGCUCAAGCUGAAAAAGAAGAAAGUGAAAAAAUUAAAACACCAGCACAAGAAUCUGUAUUAAAAGAUUUAAAAGAAAUAUCUGAACGUAUUGCUAAUUUAAUUCAAGUUAAAAGUAUGGGUUUAUUAACAGCUGAAAAUCAAAAAACAUUAAAAAAAUUAAUUGAACAAAAAAAACAACGUACAACAGAUUUAAAACGUCUUCAAUCGAAACAACGUGCAUCAACACGCUAUCGUGAAAGAAAAAAACGUCGUGUUGAACAAUUAUGUGCUUCUAAUCCUGAAGUAGCUGCUGAACUUUCAAAAAUAUUUCGACCAACAACAAUGAGAAUGCAAAUUGAAGAAGAUUGUCCGGAUCUUUUACAAAUUAUUGCAGAAAUUGCACGUGUUGGAGGAGCAUCUGAUAAUAAAGGCAAAGCAUGUGUAUCAUUAGAUGAUCUUAAAGAUAAAAUAAAAGAACGAGGAUAUGAAAUUCGAAAAUCUUCACUUUAUUAUCGUCUUAUGCCUAAUCGUGCAUUAUCACAUGAUGGUAAAAAACAUGUUGUUACUGUUCCUAUUCGUCUUCGUAAAUUACAAGGAAUUGCAUUACCACCACCCCAUGAAGAUUGUCAUUUUACUGCUGCUGCAUUAAGACAUAUCAAAGAUUUAGCAGGUAUUUUUGGUAAUGAUUGUGUUUUUUAUUUAACACAAGAUACUAAAUCCAAGGUUAGUAUUGGUCGACCUUCAGCUAAAGGUCAAGCACCACUUAUUAUGCAUAUGGAUUAUGAAAUAAGUUCAGCUGAACCACAAGCAACAUCAACUAUGACAAAUCAUCAACUUAAACCAUGUGUUUAUGCUGCAUCACUUAUUGAUGAAGCAGGUUUAAUUAGUUGUGUUGGUCCAACAUAUGUUUCUAUUCGAUCAGCUAAACAUGAUCGUAUAACACAUGAAACUCAUGCAAUUGAUUUUGAUCGUUUAGUACAAAUGAAAGAAUUUGAAAAAUUUGCACGCGAUCAUCUUGGUCGUGUUAAACCCAUUGUUGUUAUUAAUGUGGAUAAUUGUGGUUCAGAAAAUAAUACACGUUAUCCAAAAGUACUUUCAACAGCUAUUGAUAAAUUUAAAAAACAUAAUUUAGAUGCACUUAUUAUGACAACACAAGCACCAGGUCAAGCUUUAUUUAAUGUUGUUGAACGACGUUUAUCACCAAUGUCACAUGAUUUAGCUGGUCUUAUUUUUCCACAUGAUCAUUUUGGUACACAUUUAAAUGAUACAGGUGUAACUGAACAUGCUGAAUUAGAAAAAACAAAUUUUAAAAUGGCUGGCGAUGUUUUAGCUGAAGUUUGGAGUAUGAAUGUACUUGAUGAACAUCCUGUUGUUGCUGAAUAUAUUAAUCCAUCACCAUUAGUUGAUGAACAACUUAAAAUGGCUGAUAGUACAUUAACUUUAGAUAGCAUCAUUGAUCGAGUUUGUGCUGAAGAAGAUGAAGAAGCACCACUUGAUCAACGCGUUAGUCAAACACGUCCAACUACAACCAUUCCAACAACAGAAAUCAAGACCGAAUACGAUAUUGAUGAAUAUUGGUGUGCAACUCAUGUUCUUCAAACUCAAUAUACAAUACAAAUUAUUCGUUGUAAUAAUCCAUCAUGUUGUACACCAUGGCGUUCAAAUUAUAUUCAGGUAUUUCCUCAUCGGUUUCUUCCACCACCUGUACCAUUUAAUCGUUCAUCACGUGGUGUUAAAAUGGCUGAAAUUGAAUCAUCAUCAGCAGCAUUAAAUUCAAUUUCACCAUUUUAUGGUAAUCUUUUUCAACGUAUACAAUUUCAUGGUAUUGUUAUUAAUCGUACACAUAAUGAUUUAUUACCAUUUGAUGCAUGUUGUCCAUCUUUACAAACAAGUUUACCUGCACGUGUAUGUUCAAUUUGUAAACAAUAUAUCCCAUCAUCAAUACGUUUACGUAAUCAUUAUAAAAUUCAUGAACAACAAUAUGCAUCAAAUUUCUUAGAUUAUAAUAAUAAUAAAGAAGAAGAUUGUCUUGAUGAUAGUGAUUUUAAUGAUCCAUAUGAAAUGUCAAUGAUACAAAUAAAACCGACACAAACUAGUGUUUGCUUAUUUACAGAUAUGAUUGAAUGGUUAAGAUCAGAUUUUGAAGAUGAUCCUAUUGUUGAUACAAAAGCAAAAUCAAUAGCAGCAACAGCAUCAGCUAGUAUUCGAAAAGAUAAACAAAUGGCUGCUGCUCAAGCAACAAUGGCAACAACGAUGACAACGACUACUACAGCAACAACAACUAUACAAGAAGAGAAAUGUAUGGCAAUGACUACAAGAAGUAAAACUGUUAUAAAAGAACAAGUUACAACAAUAAGUGAUAGUACUCAAAUGUCAACAACGACAUCAAUAACUACUGAAACUAAAUGUUUAGGUGAUACUCAAACAGAAAAUGGCAGUAUGUUAGAUGCUAUGGAACAAUUAGGUAUGGUAGAUGAUACAGCAAGUUCAAUUGAACGAGUACCAAGUCAACAAAGUUGGGAUGAUCUUGAUGAUCUCAUUGACAAAAUUUAA
Messenger RNA from Adineta steineri, 3021 nucleotides. Lineage: Eukaryota; Metazoa; Rotifera; Eurotatoria; Adinetida; Adinetidae. The record is from the annotation of a GenBank genome assembly.